Syngnathoides biaculeatus (alligator pipefish) is the source of this 1793-nucleotide messenger RNA. Its product is annotated as L-selectin-like. The transcript has 4 exons. The record is from RefSeq and is a predicted model, not a curated record. Bases 58 to 621 code for a protein of 187 amino acids. Lineage: Eukaryota; Metazoa; Chordata; Actinopteri; Syngnathiformes; Syngnathidae.
UUUUGUUCCUGUAUACAUUAUACACAGUAUACCUGCUGCUGUUGCGUGUUGUUGAAAAUGAAGUGGACACUAGUGCUGCUCCUUGGGGGCUCCCUGGCAGAGGUCAGCUUCGGGUGGACGUAUCACUACUCCAACGUCACCAUGACCUGGACCGAAGCCCGAGAGUGGUGCCGGACGCACUACACAGACAUGGUGGUGGUCCAGAGCCAGGACGAGAACGUUGCCCUGGUCUCGUUCUUGCCUACCAGGCAGCAGAGUCCGUACUACUGGAUCGGGAUCACUAAAACGCACUGGGACAGGAACUGGAUCUGGAUCGGGAAUAACAGCACGUGGGUCGGCGAGGAGUCGUGGGCGGAGAACGAGCCCAACAACAACGAGAGCUGGCCCGUUUGCGUGGAGCUCUACGUCAACGCCAGAGCCAACCGAGGGAAAUGGAACGACGAGAAGUGCGGAAACAAGAAAUAUGCAGUGUGCUACCAAGCUCAAUGCAACACAACAAUAUGCGGAAGAGGAAGAUGCAAGGAGGCCGUCAACAACGUCACCUGCCUGUGCGAGCCCGGCUUUGAGGGUGACACCUGUCAAACAGGUGAAAAUACCACGCCACUAUACAGUAGGUCCUGAUACACUUGAUCGGAUAUCCAAAUACGAGUAUUUUGAGUUACAAGAAUGUUGAAGUCCUAGUCUUUAUCAGAAAUUAUAAUCCUGGUUUAAAACUCCGAAUUUGAACUCUAACCCAUUUUAAAACCCUAACUAGAAACUUUAAACUCAGUUUGAAACCCGGACCGUGUCUUAAAACCCUACUAUAGAAUCUGAACAAAAAAGUAACUCCUUUUUUAUAAUGUCCGACUAUAUUUCCAUGUGAUGAAUUUCCCUAUAACCAAAAGCAGUGAUUCUCAAAGUGUAGCACUACAGGAGUCCUCUUGAAGAGCAUUGGGACCUUCUAGUAGUAUAUGCAAAAGAAUCACUUAAGUAGUAAGUACAGUUUAGUUGUAUUUAACAUUUAGUACAACAUUUCUGCAUCCAUCCAUUUUCAUUCAUUUUGAGCCACCGUGCCGCCCAUUUCUCCAUUUCAUUUAAAAUUAUUGUUUUUUUUUUUUUUUUUAGAUUUUCUUAAUGUGUCACUUUUAUUAAACCUUUAUGUGUAAAAAAUUUUAAAUGAAUGAUUACGGAAGUUUUUGUUUCCCUGUCUCGAAAACAUUCAGUGCCAUUGACUGCUUUCAAAAUCCAUAUUAGCUGGCACUGAAUGAGGCGUGGUAUUAAUUUUCAAACUGUACAUAAUAUUACAACAGUAAUAUUGGAAUACUAUUAUAUAUCCACAGUUGAGAAGUGUCUCCGGUACACUUUCAAUCACUGAUAGCUGUUCAAUUUUGGGGCGGCACGGUGGGUAAGAUGGUAAAGCGUUAGCCUCACAGUUCUGAGGACCCGGGUUCAAUCCUGGCACAGCCUGUGUGGAGUUUGCAUGUUCUCCUCGUUCCUGCGUGGGUUUUCUCCAAGCACUCCGGUUUCCUCCCACAUCCCAAAAACAUGCAACAUUAAUUGGACACUCUAAAUUGUCCCUAGGUGUGACUAUGGAUGUCUUGUUGUGCCCUGUGAUUGGCUGGAAACCAGUUCAGGCUGUACCCCGCCUUCUGCCCGUUGACAGCUGGGAUAGGCUCCAGCACUCCCUGCGACCCUUGUGAGGAUAAGCGGCAAAGAAAAUGGAUGGAUGGAUGUUCAAUUUUGGAUCAUUCUCAUUGUCUUUGACUUCAAAAAUAUGAUUCAUAUCUUUCUUCCCCUUCAUCGUUUUAAUGGUA